CCCAGGAGGCUCCAAGCAUCUGCUGACAGGGAACGGAUAUGGCGGCCACUCUGGGCAGCGGGGAGCGCUGGACCGAAGCUUAUAUUGAUGCAGUUAGAAGAAACAAAUACCCAGAAGACAAACCUCCUGAGAGUCAUGACCCCUGUGGUUGUUGUAACUGCAUGAAGGCACAGAAGGAAAAGAAGUGCGAGAAUGAGUGGAAUCAGAAUCGACAGGGUGAAGGGAGCUCCACUUAUACUGAGGAACAACUGCUUGGGGUACAAAGAAUCAAGAAAUGCAGAAAUUAUUAUGAAAUUCUGGGAGUUUCUCGAAAUGCCAGUGACGAAGAGCUUAAGAAAGCUUAUAGAAAACUUGCUCUGAAAUUUCACCCUGACAAGAACUGUGCUCCAGGAGCAACAGAUGCUUUCAAAGCAAUAGGAAAUGCCUUUGCAGUUCUGAGCAAUCCUGAUAAGAGACUCCGCUAUGAUGAAUAUGGAGAUGAACAGGUGACUUUCACUGCACCUCAAGCCAGACCUUAUAAUUAUUACAGGGACUUUGAAGCCGACAUCACUCCAGAAGAGCUAUUCAAUGUCUUCUUUGGAGGCCAUUUUCCUACAGGAAAUAUUCAUAUGUUUUCAAAUGUGACAGAUGACACUCACUAUUAUCGACGGCGGCAUCGACAUGAGAAAACACAGACACGGAAAGAAGAGGAAGACGAUAAACCUCAGACCACGUAUUCUGCAUUUAUUCAGUUACUUCCAGUUCUUGUGAUUGUGAUUGUAUCUGUCAUUACUCAGCUGCUGGCUGCUAAUCCUCCAUAUAGUCUAUUCUAUAAAUCGACCUUGGGCUACACCAUUUCCAGAGAAACUCAGAACCUGCAGGUGCCUUACUUCGUGGAUAAAAACUUUGACAAGGCCUAUAGAGGGGCUUCUUUGCAUGACCUGGAGAAGACGAUAGAGAAGGAUUACAUUGAUUACAUCCAGACAAGUUGUUGGAAGGAGAAACAGCAAAAAUCGGAGUUGACAAAUUUAGCAGGAUUAUACAGAGAUGAACGAUUGAAACAGAAAGCAGAGUCACUCAAACUUGAAAACUGUGAAAAACUUUCCAAACUUAUUGGCCUCCGCAGAGGUGGUUGAGAGAAUGAUGGUCCAGGGCAGGGUUGGGGUUUUGUUACUUGUUACUAUUUAUGUUCCUAAUUCCAUUUUAUAAUACAAAAUUAGGAAAUCACAAACAUUUUACAAAUUACUAACUUUGUUUACUGAGCAGAAUUAAGAGCUUGAGCAUGGAGCCAGACUUGUCAUCACAGAUUCCUUCCCAGGGAGUGGCUCCCAGGACAGGAACAUUCCUAAGUGACAUGAAUGGCAAAGCGUUUCACUGAGCCCCCUUGCGCYAGGCCUACCCUGCCUCUGUGAAUGUAGUUAAGGGCAUCCCAGAGAAGAUCUACAUUUUUUCCCUUCCCUUCUUCAGUGAAUUUUCAUUACCUAGGUACCCCUGGACUUAUCCAAAGCAGCUUUAUAUUACUUACAAUGUCUGAAAAAUUAUACCUCUCCUUGCAUUAGAGACAUCAUCUCCCCUAAGAUUCAGCCUUCSGAACUUGUUACUGUUCAACUUUCUAUUUUCUAAAGGGAUUAUGGAGACAUUUAAACUAUUUAACCAAUAGUUGUUUGUUAUCCUAGUCUCUGUUCAGUCAGGGGCAAUAGCAAACUGAAUGAUUUGAGGUUCUUUUAUUUUCCUUACUCCUCCCUCCCAUAGAGGGGCCAGAAAUUAGAAACUGUUGAGCUGUGAUACAGUUCCACUGACAACUCAGCAGCAGGAAGCAAGGACUGAGGGAGAAGAUAAAAUGCAAGACAAAGUUUCAGCUCCUCAGCGCACAUUCUCAAGUAUUUAUCACACAACUAGAGAAUGUUCUUUUUGUCAUUUCCCCUUGGUAUCAUCAUUUGGUAUCAUCGUUUUUGAGCCAAGUCCCUACACCCCACAGAGGAACAGUGAUCAGACCUAAGAGGAGGCAUUCCAGCCAGGCUAUGGCUCAUGCCUAGAGACGGAAGGGGAAGAUUGCCUCUGUGUCCAUCAGGGGCUAGCAUUGGCCCCAGCAGUCAUUUUGUUUUACCCUCAAGUUUGUGGUAUAAAAUGGUUUUCAUUCAUUCAACAUUUAUUGAGUGCCUGCUAUAAAACACAGGCUCUCACAUAUAUUUUUUUAGUGAAGYUUCCUCACAACUCUGUGAAGUAGGUGUAUUAUCUUUGCUUUUAUGAAUGAGAACCUUGACCAGAGAGGUUGGUUGACCUUGGUUAUACAACUGGCAGUGGCAGAGCUGGUUGGUAGGUGGAUUAUCAGUGGAAAAUGUGAGAGCUCAUCCUCAUUUCUCAGGUGAUUCAAGCCAGACUGGCAAAGCAGCAUCUUUCCCAAGGAUGCCUCUGUUGCCCACAACUCACUCCUCUGUUCUUUUUAUGGCAGUCCUGCAUUYCUGUUGUUCAUUGGAAGCAGGACCACAUGAAUAAAUUCUGUAUACAAAGUAAGAGUUUCCUUAAAGGCAGGCAGCCCUUCCCACUGGUGACAAGGAAGAAAUAAGUUGCUGCCUAGACUAUGUGGUUCUACGCUUUUCCUAUGGAAGGGAGCGACUUGGAAUGUGCUGCCCAGAUUAUUAUGAGCCUUUGAAAUUGAAAGGACCAGGAAGAUGACCAUAGUCUACAUUCUUCUCUGGGUUUGGAAGAAGAGUUCCUAUUGAAAGGAGGGUCUACAUUAAGUCUGAGUUCCAAAGUAAAGUUUCUCCAUUCCGAUGUCUAGCACUGUUCAUAUGUGCACAUUCCAUAGGGACAGGAGAUGAGUUCUUAGGUAAAGAAUGGGGGCUUUGGGCCUGGUAUGGUAGCAUACAUCUGUAAUCCCAGAGUCUUAGGAGGCUGAGACAGGAGGAUUGCAAGUUCAAAGCUAGMCUCAGUAAUU
Molecule: messenger RNA, 2917 nt
Organism: Urocitellus parryii (Arctic ground squirrel)
Lineage: Eukaryota; Metazoa; Chordata; Mammalia; Rodentia; Sciuridae
Gene: Dnajc18
Product: DnaJ heat shock protein family (Hsp40) member C18
Biological process (GO): cellular response to misfolded protein
Cellular component (GO): endoplasmic reticulum membrane
Molecular function (GO): Hsp70 protein binding
Source: RefSeq, a predicted model, not a curated record